GCCACCGGCAGCGGCGCCCGCUCCCGAGAAGCAAAGCCACCAAGGGGCCACCGGCGCCUGGCGUCGGCGGGGCGCUGAAGAUCCCCGGCGGCUGCCUCAGAGUCGCCGCCCGCCUCGGCCGAGCCGGAUCCCAGAGCCGUCGGACAUGGAGCCGUGGAAGCAGUGCGCUCAGUGGCUCAUCCACUGCAAAGUGCUGCCCGCCAACCACAGGGUGACCUGGGACUCGGCGCAGGUGUUCGACCUGGCGCAGACCCUCCGCGAUGGAGUACUGCUCUGCCAGCUGCUCAACAACCUGAGGGCACACUCCAUAAACCUGAAGGAGAUCAACCUGAGGCCGCAGAUGUCCCAGUUUCUCUGUCUGAAGAAUAUCCGGACAUUUCUGGCUGCCUGCUGUGAGACAUUUGGAAUGAGGAAAAGCGAACUUUUUGAGGCAUUCGACCUGUUUGAUGUUCGUGACUUUGGAAAGGUCAUAGAGACACUAUCUCGGUUAUCCCGCACACCCAUAGCACUGGCCACAGGAAUCAGGCCCUUCCCCACAGAAGAAAGCGGCGUAAAUGACGAAGACAUCUACAAAGGCCUCCCUGACUUAAUAGAUGAAACCCGUGUGGAAGAUGAGGAAGACCUCUAUGACUGCGUGUACGGCGAGGAUGAAGGCGGAGAAGUCUAUGAAGACCUGAUGAAGGCAGAGGAAGCACAGCAGCCUAAAUCACAAGAAAAUGAUAUACGGAGUUGUUGCCUAGCAGAAAUUAAGCAGACAGAGGAAAAAUACACAGAAACUUUGGAGUCAAUAGAAAAAUAUUUCAUGGCACCCCUGAAAAGAUUUUUGACAGCGGCAGAAUUUGAUUCAGUGUUUAUCAACAUUCCUGACCUUGUAAAAGUUCAUCGGAGCUUAAUGCAAGAGAUUCACGAUUCCAUUGUAAAUAAAGAUGACCAGAACUUGUAUCAAGUUUUUAUUAACUACAAGGAAAGAUUGGUUAUUUAUGGACAGUACUGCAGCGGAGUGGAGUCAGCCAUCUCUAACCUCGACUACAUCUCUAAGACAAAGGAAGAUGUCAAACUGAAAUUAGAGGAAUGUUCCAAAAGAGCAAAUAACGGGAAAUUCACUCUGCGGGAUUUGCUGGUUGUUCCCAUGCAGCGUGUGCUGAAGUACCACCUCCUCCUCCAGGAACUGGUUAAACACACCCAUGAUCCCACCAAGAAGGGGAACCUGAAGCUGGCUCUGGAUGCAAUGAAGGACUUGGCACAGUAUGUGAACGAAGUGAAGAGGGAUAAUGAGACCCUUCGUGAAAUUAAGCAGUUUCAGCUAUCUAUAGAAAAUCUGAACCAACCGGUUUUGCUCUAUGGACGACCUCAGGGAGACGGUGAGAUCCGGAUGACCACGCUGGACAAGCAUACGAAGCAGGAAAGGCAUAUCUUCUUAUUCGAUUUGGCAGUGAUUGUUUGUAAAAGGAAAGGUGAUAACUACGAGAUGAAGGAAAUAAUAGAUCUCCAGCAGUACAAGAUAGCUAACAAUCCUACCACUGAUAAAGAAAAUAAAAAGUGGUCUUAUGGCUUCUACCUCAUCCAUACCCAAGGACAGAAUGGACUAGAAUUUUAUUGCAAAACAAAAGAUUUAAAGAAAAAAUGGCUGGAACAGUUUGAAAUGGCUUUAUCUAACAUAAGGCCAGACUACGCUGAUUCCAAUUUCCAUGACUUCAAGAUGCACACUUUCACUCGGGUGACGUCCUGCAGAGUCUGCCAGAUGCUCCUGAGGGGAACAUUUUAUCAAGGCUACUUAUGUGUUAAGUGUGGAGCAAAAGCACACAAAGAGUGUUUGGGAAGAGUAGACUGUUGUGGCAGACUUAAUUCUGUUGAGCAAGGGCCAUUCAAACCACCAGAGAAACGGACCAAUGGACUCCGCCGAGCUCCCAGACAGGUAGACCCAGGUUUGCCAAAGAUGCAGGUGAUUAGGAACUACACUGGCACCCCGCCCCCAGCUCUUCAUGAAGGACCACCAUUGCAUAUCCAGGCAGGGGACACUGUUGAACUUCUGAGAGGAGAUGCCCACAGCGUUUUCUGGCAGGGACGAAACUUAGCUUCCGGAGAGGUUGGAUUUUUCCCAAGCGACGCUGUCAAACCGUCACCAUGUGUACCUAAACCAGUAGAUUAUUCUUGCCAACCCUGGUAUGCUGGCCCAAUGGAAAGACUGCAGGCAGAAACUGAACUUAUUAACAGGGUGAAUAGUACCUACCUUGUGAGGCACAGGACCAAAGAGUCUGGAGAAUAUGCAAUCAGCAUUAAGUACAAUAAUGAAGCAAAACACAUCAAGAUUUUAACAAGAGAUGGCUUUUUUCACAUUGCAGAAAAUAGAAAAUUUAAAAGCUUAAUGGAACUUGUGGAUUACUACAAGCACCAUUCUCUUAAAGAAGGAUUCAGGACCUUAGACACAACACUACAGUUUCCAUACAAGGAGCCAGAGCCUGCAGCGGGACAGAGGACUACUAGAGCAGGCAACAGCUCCCCUCCUCUGUUCUGUGGCUUUUCUUUUGUAACUCCUCCAGACUACAGCUUUGUUCCCCCUUCUUCCACUCCUUUCUGGUCAGUGCUAAGUCCUAAAGUACUGGGCAUUGCCAUAGCUCGGUACGACUUCUGUGCAAGAGAUAUGCGAGAGCUCUCCCUCUUGAAAGGGGACAUGGUGAAGAUCUACACGAAGAUGAGCGCAAAUGGCUGGUGGAGAGGAGAAGUGAAUGGCCGGGUGGGCUGGUUUCCAUCCACAUAUGUGGAAGAAGAUGAGUAAAGUCCAAUCCGGUGCUGUUGCUGCACUGAAAUUCCAAAGAAAAGAGACAGAAACCUGCACUGCAUUAGGAGUUAACUGAAGCGUUUAAAAAGCAGCAUUUCUGGCUGUUCAACACCCUCCUUUUUCCUCCUCCUAAGUCUUAAUGCUGGGAUUUCUAAAGACGCUGGUACCGACAGAUUAAUGGCUUUGCCUAGAGCGGCGCAAGAAACAGCCUGCCAGUCUGUCAUCUUCAGGAACCAGGGCAAAACCAACCGCUUUCCUUCCCCAAAGAGCCCGGCAAACAGGCUGGAUCAGGUUUCUCUUUCUUCGUUGGGUCAGACACCAUGGACACCAGCCAUUUAUGAAAUGCUUCAUGCAUAUUUACUUUGUUCUCACAGUUUUUGAUGAUACAAAGAAACAGAAGUUUAAUCUUGCUUUUUCCCAGCGUGAAGAAAAAGUAGAGUUCUGCCAUCUGGGAAAGAUCCAGCUUGCUGGAAAGAUCUAGCAUUUCUCGUCUUAAAUUGUUCAACAGGUGACUCAUUGCCUGGCAAACACUUGUAUCCCCAGAUGUUACUCAUGAUAAAAUGAAAGAGGCUGAUGCUCAGGUUUGCAUCAUAAGUGAUAAAUUACAGAGAGGGUUUUAAUUAUUCAUUUGAUGUCCUGAUUAUAUUUCCACACUUCUUUAUAAAGAAAAAGAAAAGCACAUGAAAGGAACUGUCUUUGUAUUAACGCCUCACAACUUUAGUGAUUUCAUAGGGUGUCUUGGAAAUAUCAUGCCUGACAAGGGAACUGUGGCCUGGCAUGUCCUACUUAGUCCUAGGGAUCCCAGAGAGGUAGAGGUAUCUACUGAGACAGAUGAAACGCUGUAAUCCACAGGACAUCUUUGUACAGCUGCAGUACCCAUUAACACAAACCUUUUUCCUCCUCCUGGAAAGACCAGGGCAUACUUGCUGAUUC
Molecule: messenger RNA, 3712 nt
Organism: Acomys russatus (golden spiny mouse)
Lineage: Eukaryota; Metazoa; Chordata; Mammalia; Rodentia; Muridae
Gene: Vav3
Product: vav guanine nucleotide exchange factor 3
Exons: 28
Coding region: 146-2776 (876 amino acids)
Biological process (GO): regulation of GTPase activity; cell migration; intracellular signal transduction
Cellular component (GO): plasma membrane; cytoplasm
Molecular function (GO): guanyl-nucleotide exchange factor activity; protein binding
Source: RefSeq, a predicted model, not a curated record